AGCCCAAACCCUAUUUUAUCACCGAAAAACGCUCGCCGCCCUGCCUUAAGAACCCAACUUCACCUACGUGCCCUAAAUUUCUCGAAGAGUCGGACCGCCAAAUCUCCGAUUCAACAACUUAUCUUCAAUGGGUUCCAAGCGAUCUGACUUUGGCGACGGCGCCAGUCCUGGGAAGAUUUUUAUUGGGGGUUUAGCGAAAGACACCACUAUAGACACGUUCGUUAAGUACUUUGGAAAGUAUGGAGAGAUUACGGACUCGGUUAUCAUGAAAGAUCGACAAACCGGUCGGCCGAGGGGGUUUGGGUUUAUCACAUAUGCAGAUCCUUCUGUUGUUGACACUGUUAUUGCCGAGACACAUGUCAUUAAUGGAAAACAGGUUGAGAUCAAGAGAACCAUUCCUAAAGGCUCUGCUGAAUCCAAAGACUUCAAAACGAAAAAGAUAUUUGUUGGUGGUAUUCCAACAUCAGUUACUGAAGAUGAGUUCAAAGGCUUCUUCUCAAAGUACGGGAAAGUAGUUGAGCAUGAGAUUAUCCGAGAUCACGCGACAAAACGUUCUCGAGGGUUUGGAUUUAUUGUAUUUGACAGCGAACAAGUUGUUGAUGACAUUCUAGUCAAUGGAAAUAUGAUUGAUAUGAAUGGUACACAGGUUGAGAUCAAGAAGGCUGAACCAAAGAAAUCCUCAAACCCAGCACCUCAUUCAUAUAAUAGGGAACCUAAGGGACGUGGAUACAGCGAUAGUUUUGAUGGAUUUGAUGAUUCUUAUGGUGGGUAUGGUGGUGGUGGUUAUGGCCCUUCUUAUAGGUCGUUUGGAGGACUUCCCAGUAGGUUUGGGGACUAUGGGCCAUAUGGACCUGGUGCAAGUGAAUUUGGCAGUCGCUAUGGUGACUUUGGAGGUGAUUAUGGUGGUUAUAGGGGAGGUGAACCACCUCUUGGUGGCUACUCUAGCCGAUUUAGUUCCUUUGGUGGUGGAGCGUUUGGUGGAGGAUAUGGGGGGAGUGGGCUAGGAGGGUAUGGCCGUGGUGGUGGUGGUGGUGGUGGCGGCUAUGGGAGUUAUGGUGGGCCAGGAGGCGGUGGUAGUUAUGAGUCGGGUGCAGGUUCAGGUUAUGGUGGAGCAGGAGGGCCAUAUGGAAAUAGGGCAGGUUAUAGUGGUGGCGGUAGUCGUUACCACCCUUACGGCAGGUAGACAAUUAUCCUUAGCUUCACUUGGAUCUUCUCCUCCUCCACUUUUGGUUCAGAAUCAAAUAGACAUUAAAAUCCCUUACAGCAACAAGACACUCACUAGAAGAUCAGCAGGAAUUUAUAUUAUUGGCUCCAUGCUUAGUGAAUCAGAGUCCGCUUUUGCAUUUAGCUAGAUAGCAGGAAUCAUCCCUAUAUGCUGUUUUAGCGAAACAAUAGAAUCGAAUCAGAAACCUUGUUAUUUGCGUGUAUUUUUUGUAAGGGAUUAUCGUUUCUUAGAUGUAUGUUUAUGAUUUGCAGAAGAUCUUAAGGGUUGUUAUUGCUAUUAGGCC
This is a messenger RNA of Cynara cardunculus var. scolymus (artichoke), 1508 nucleotides long. RefSeq names its product heterogeneous nuclear ribonucleoprotein 1-like. Gene Ontology annotation, molecular function: RNA binding. Gene Ontology annotation, biological process: regulation of gene expression. Lineage: Eukaryota; Viridiplantae; Streptophyta; Magnoliopsida; Asterales; Asteraceae. The record is from RefSeq and is a predicted model, not a curated record. Gene Ontology annotation, cellular component: nucleoplasm. The transcript is spliced from 6 exons. The coding region runs from base 128 to 1183 and encodes 351 amino acids.